Molecule: messenger RNA, 561 nt
Organism: Rotaria sp. Silwood2
Lineage: Eukaryota; Metazoa; Rotifera; Eurotatoria; Philodinida; Philodinidae
Source: the annotation of a GenBank genome assembly
AUGUAUAACUUUACAAGAGAAAAUCUAUGGCUUUUAAUGCCUGAUGGUGUUCGUUUGUCAGCUACACUUUCUAUUCCUGUGCCGAAACAUAAUGAUGAAAAAUGUCCUAUUCUAUUCGAAUACAAACCUUAUAGAAAAGAUGACAAUUUCUUUAAUUUUGAUCAACCAAACAUUUUCUAUCUAGUACGACGAGGUUUCAUUGUAGCCAAAGUUGAUGUUCGUGGUACAGGUUCAUCAGAAGGUAUUCUUAUUGAACGUGAAUACACUACACAAGAAUUAGAUGAUUGUGAACAUGUUAUUGAACAACUUGCUGAUUAUUAUCGUUCGAAUGGUCGUGUAGGAAUGUACGGUUUGAGUUGGUCUACAUUUAAUUCUCUAAUGAUGGCUAUAUUGCGACGACUAACUGCUCUUAAAGCCGUUUUUUCUGCGCAUGCUUCUGAUGAUUUGUAUAAAAAUGAUAUUCAUUAUCCAGAUGGAAUUUUACAUCUUGAUCAUUAUAUUGUUUCAAUUGAUCAAACAAAUGCACUACCAGCUACACCUGAUUAUUCCAUCAAUGAAUAA